AUGGCGUCGGAAGCCGCUGAACCACAAGCGUCGGAGACCCCUAUGCACGAUAUUCAAAAUGGCGACCCGGUGUCUGAUAGUGCUGGAGAGCCUCCUGCAAAGAAAGCAAAGUUAGAUGAUGCGCCUACGCCUGAUAACAACGCAAACAGCGGUGCUCCUCAGCGCAAGAGGGGCAUCGCUCCCGUUAAGCCAGAAUUUAUUAUCCCAAGGGCGACGAAAACCGAACCAGAAUUCAACGACGACGUCGCCGAGGCUGCACACCACAAGGAGCGUGACGGAGAAGAAGCAGGGAAGAAGAAAAACAAGAAGAAGCCUACUGGACAAAAUACACAUCGCACUUUUGGAUCGUCGCAAGACGAAAAGGGCUUGUGCCCAAGUAGAGUUUUUACACCCGAGUUCUCCCCGGGGGUAUGCCAAUGGGGUGAAAAGUGCCGCUAUGAACAUGAUCUACGAACCUACUUGAAGGAGUGCAAACGUGGUGAUCUUACAACUUUCAAUGGUGUGUGUCCAGUUUGGGAUACGAAAGGCAAAUGUUUCUCUGGUUGGAAAUGUCGUCUCGUGGGUUCGCACAUGAUCGAGCAGGAGACCGCAGAUGGGAGGAAGGAAUUGGUGCUGAUUGAGGACGAGGAGCGCAAGAAAAAGGCACAGCCACUCGUUCCAUUUGCUGCUGAAGAUGGUACUGCCAACAUCGCUUCGAUGGAAGCUAAGAUCGCAUUAAACCGGAAGAAGGCUAAGACGCCUCGGGCCGAUGCUUAUGGAAAAUGGCUAGACAAGGCUUCUAGAGAAUUAGAGAAAGUCAUCCAUAAUCGGCGCUUUGAUGAAGACCCGGAGGACGCUGGCGGGUUUAAGGAAGAGAAAGAAGAUAACCGGGCCCGUUAUAUUGAACCUCCGUUCUUACCAUCGGAGAAACGACGCAUCUACUUCGGCCCCGAGACCCCAGUUCUAGCUCCUUUAACUACGCAAGGAAACCUUCCAUUCCGAAGACUCUGUAUAGAGCUUGGUGCACAGUUCACCUACUCCGAAAUGGCCAUGAGUAUGCCCUUGGUCCAGGGUUAUAAAGGGGAGUGGGCCUUGAUGAGAGCUCAUGAGACGGAAAUGCUACCCCCAACCAUAUCUCCAGGGGCCGACAUAGUGCAAGGGUACGAUCAUGCAAAAGAUCUUCGAUUCGGAGCCCAAAUUGCGGCCAACAAAUCGUGGCAAGCGCUUAAGGCUACUGAGGCACUGUCUGCAUACACCCCAAACCUUCGUGUCAUUGAUUUAAAUUGUGGCUGCCCUAUUGACCUGCUCUUCCGUGAAGGAGCCGGGUCUGCUCUUCUUGAACACCCGGCAAGGCUGGAGAAAAUCCUUCGCGGUAUGAACGGAGUUUCACAAGAAAUACCUAUCACUGCCAAGAUCCGCAUGGGGACUAGAGACAACUCGCCCAACGCUCUCAGAGUUGCCGAACGCCUAAUCCUUGGAGGUUACGAGUCAAAUACCCUUGGGCUAGGCGCCCCGGGUGUGGCAGCCAUCACUCUCCAUGGACGAAGCAGGCAGCAGCGGUACACAAAACAGGCGGACUGGGAAUACAUUUCGGAGUGUGCCGCUCUUAUCAAGAGACUGAAUGAGCAAACGGAUCAUGUCGCGGAUACUAUACGAGAGCCGGAUCAACGGACCCAGCCGAAUGGAGGUAAGACUUACUUCCUUGGUAAUGGAGACUGCUACUCGCAUCAGGACUACGAUGACCAUGUAAACAAUGCUGGUGUUGACGGUGUGAUGGUUGGCCGAGGUGCUUUAAUCAAGCCUUGGUUAUUUGAGGAGAUCCAAGCAGGCCAGUACCUUGACAAGUCAGCGUCUGAGCGGUUAUCACUGGUCGAGAAGUUCGCCAAGUAUGGUCUGGAGACAUGGGGAUCAGAUGAGCAUGGAGUUGGUACUACGAGGCGCUUCCUGCUUGAAUGGAUGAGCUUCGCCUGCCGCUAUGUGCCUAUUGGAUUGCUUGAAUAUCUUCCACCGAACAUUCAGGAUCGGCCGCCCAGCUGGAGAGGUAGAAAUGAGAUGGAGACUCUUAUGGGCAGCCACAACUACAAGGACUGGAUCAAAAUCACAGAGAUGUUCCUCGGCCCAGCUCAUAAAGACUUUAAGUUCGAGCCAAAACACAAGUCCAACGCUUGGGAUGAGGAAGCGGAGGGUUAAAAGGAGAUGAUGUCACGAAAACAUUAGCAGUAAAGCAUAUAGAUUAGACAUGGCAGUGAUAUGUCCAUAUUGUAUAGAGAGUUCGUACCAUGGUCGUCCUCGGCACGUCACGGCCUCAGGCUUGAUGUUUCUUACCGCCAGCUUCAGGUUAGGCAGAAGCGUGUCACGUGUCAGUUAUUUCAGCUCCGGGCGGUGAUGACGUCUUCCCCUUCCGAGAGUGAAAAAGGACCACCUCAUCUUCACUGCUCUGAGUACACAACGCCUCUGAUCUCAUUCUUGUCCGGAAAUUUCACUUGUCUCCUGAUUCCAAGGCUCUGGAUUAUAUAUUCGGAGCUUGUCUCAGCCAUAACCUGAGUUCCUGAACCUUUCCUUGGCACUUAUUAUC
Messenger RNA from Aspergillus alliaceus, 2554 nucleotides. It is a transcript of the gene dus3, whose product is annotated as tRNA dihydrouridine synthase DUS3. Gene Ontology annotation, molecular function: metal ion binding; tRNA dihydrouridine synthase activity; RNA binding. Bases 1 to 2169 code for a protein of 722 amino acids. NCBI's taxonomy places the organism in Eukaryota, Fungi, Ascomycota, Eurotiomycetes, Eurotiales, Aspergillaceae. The transcript is spliced from 3 exons. The record is from RefSeq and is a predicted model, not a curated record. Gene Ontology annotation, biological process: tRNA processing.